GAAUUUUAUAAUACAACAAAGCAAUUUCCGUUAUCUUCUCUCUCUAUAAUUCCUAUCCACCUAAAUUCUUUGUGAUAUAUUUCUCUGAUCAAUUUAGGGUUUUUCACAAAUUUGAUUUACCAAAGUGACUCAUCAAUAACAACAAUGGUUUCCGAUUCAAUUGUCAAACCUUCAAUCCCUAUGGUUUCCUCUAAUCCCAAAGAUUUCAACAAGAAAAAAAGGGCUAAUAGGUCGGCUAAGUUGAAGCAGUGCAAACUUGAUGCUCGAAGGGAACAGUGGCUCUCACAAGUGAAGAAUAAAGGCUCCAAGGAGGAACCGAAUGGUGGGGGAGGAGCUUGUGGGCAGGAGAUUCACGUUGCUGAUGAGAGGGGCCAAUUGAUGGAGAAGUUAGCUAUAAAGCCUCGAGGAGAAGAAGAAAAUGGAGGUUGCAUGAACCACUACAGUGAUUUUGAUUCAACUUCAAAUAGCCCCACCAGCCACACUAGUAGCGUGUUGGAAGGGAAUGAUUCUGGGACCAAUUUCACAGGUGGCAGCAGCAGUUGUAGCAGUGGUGGAUGUUGUUCAGGGAGUAUGAGCGGCGAGGAAGAUAACGAAGAGGACGAUAACUGCUUGGAUGAUUGGGAAGCUGUUGCUGAUGCUUUAGCUGCCACUGAUAAGAAGCAGGAGCAGCAUAACUCUAGCCUGGAUUCAUCUACAGAGAGUGACGGCAAAGUGGUGCAUAUGAGUUCUCAGCCAAAAGUUUCUGACCGGCAGGUAUCAGGGAUGGAUACAUCACAGCAGAAUCCCAAGACGUGGAGGUCUGAUGAUGCAUUCCGACCACAGAGUCUUCCGAAUUUGUCGAAACAGUAUACUUUCCCUAUGAAUUCGGGGCGCCAUUACCGGGGAGGCUCUGUAUGGGGAUGUAAAAGUUUAUCAAUACCCACAUCAUGUCCUAUAUGCUGUGAGGAUUUGGAUUUUACAGAUUCAAGCUUUCUCCCUUGUCCUUGUGGGUUUAGGCUUUGUCUCUUUUGUCACAAGAGGAUUCUUGAGGAGGAUGGGCGGUGUCCAGGUUGCAGGAAGCAGUAUAAACAUGAUCCAGUUGAGGGAGAGGCAAACAAAGGUGCAGGCUGCCUGAUGUCUCGACCGGCUCGUUCUUAUAGCAUGAUCUCAAGGUCGUAGGAAGAUUCUGUUUUCUGUGAAUGUGUAUGUUGCGUGCUCUUUCUCUAUGUGGCUUGACUUUGUCAGACUCCAAAUUUUCUUAACAUUAGAUGUUGAUAUAGGAUUCGAGAGUUUGAAAGCACAGGGGAACUGUUAUGGUUCUCUUAUAAUUUUGCUCAUUAUAGAUAUGGUGCUUGUGCUGAUGUAGAAGACUCUUUAUGUGAAUAGAUAAGGUGGGUGAUCGAUAGAUUGAAUUUGAUGAUAUAGAGGUCCUUGUCUCUUUGAGCCCUUUGUCACCUUUUAUCAGAUUACCAUGAAUAAAAAUGAGAGAACAGUUGGACAUCAA
Molecule: messenger RNA, 1483 nt
Organism: Lycium ferocissimum
Lineage: Eukaryota; Viridiplantae; Streptophyta; Magnoliopsida; Solanales; Solanaceae
Exons: 3
Coding region: 145-1158 (337 amino acids)
Biological process (GO): protein ubiquitination
Cellular component (GO): CCR4-NOT complex
Molecular function (GO): ubiquitin-protein transferase activity
Source: RefSeq, a predicted model, not a curated record